AUGGUUGGAGUGGACGCUGUUGGCAUGUCUACUGUACAUGAGGUAAUCACAGCGCGCCACUGCGAUAUGAAAGUAUUCGGUCUCUCUUUAAUAACCAACGAAUGUAUCACUAAUUACGACGUAGAGGCCGAAGCCAACCACGAGGAGGUACUAGACGUGGGCAAAAUGAGACAGGACCUUUUAAGAGAAUAUAUUUCUAGACUUGUCAAUGAAUUCAGCAAAGUUUAA
This is a messenger RNA of Pieris macdunnoughi, 228 nucleotides long. NCBI's taxonomy places the organism in Eukaryota, Metazoa, Arthropoda, Insecta, Lepidoptera, Pieridae. The record is from the annotation of a GenBank genome assembly.